AUGAACUCCAAGGAUGAUGAUACAACUGGACUUGUACUCUCCUCCUUAGUGAGUCCUACAACAUCUACACCUCUCGAAUCAACUCAGCCGCCAACCAAAGAAAAUAUGGAGGAUGGUUCAACUGAGAAAAAUGUAGAGGAUGCCAAUGUAGAGCUCAAUUUUGAGGAGCCUCUCGAUGACAGACUACCAGCUCCCCACCAAACCAACCCUGUUGGUUAUGUCAGCAUUGCUGAACAUCGAAAAUUGUUGGCUAAAGUGGAUGACCUCACCUUCAAGUUCGAUUCUUAUGUAGCAAAAUCUUGUGUUCAGCAACAACAUCCUGUCGUAACCACCGUUCUGAAAACCAGUGCUGGAAGGGAGUAUGAACUGCAAAGUUUAUUUUACGAAAGAGCUUGCCUUGCCCCUACUAUGCAAGCAGUCGUCAAAAAUAUGGCGUUGGCAUUGCUUUCGCCAGGAGAGUCGGGGCUUGCACUUUUCCGGUGUCGAGGUGAAUUGGAUGAAGAAUUACCUCAUGAUUUUAUCGUGAAAUUGAAAGCUGUGUGCAGAGCGGCACUGCGAAAAAAAGACCGUCAUUCGAAUAAUCCAGCUUUGAGAAUUAUGAAGUGUGGCGAAAAUGAAGCCGUUAAAAACAAAGGAAAUGGUGGGCAUAACAGUGGAAUAAGCACAGCAACAAUGUCUUUGGAGGAACGAAAGGUCCAUUUUUCCGCAUUGCUGACUCCUAGUCGACUGACCCAUUGGGCAUCGCUCGGCUUCGCCGAUCAUCGACGUUCUAAAAAAAGGACUCAAUCUAGUCAAUAA
This is a messenger RNA of Fopius arisanus, 798 nucleotides long. Lineage: Eukaryota; Metazoa; Arthropoda; Insecta; Hymenoptera; Braconidae. The record is from RefSeq and is a predicted model, not a curated record.